AUGCUGGGACCCGCAGCACACGGUCCCCGGGCCGGCCCAGGCUCGGGAGCCUCAUUCAGGAACCGGGAGAGGGGCGGCCGGCGCCUGCCCGCACCAUGCCCUGUCCGCCCGCCUGCCGGCCCUGCUCGUUCUCGAACACCCCACCUGGACGCGCCGCUCGCUCAAUCGGCCUCUGCUCACUUUCCCACCACCGGAAAGCCGCCGUCGGGCGCCGCCGACUUCCGGAGCGCCACACUGCCGCAAAACGGAAGUGUGGCGCUUGGCAGGAGCCGGCGCCCGGAAGUAACUGGUAUGAACCCUCUGUCUCCUUAUUUAAAUGUGGACCCACGGUAUCUUGUACAGGAUACGGAUGAGUUUAUUUUACCAACUGGCGCUAAUAAGACCCGGGGCCGAUUCGAGCUGGCCUUUUUCACCAUUGGAGGAUGUUGCAUGACAGGGGCUGCGUUCGGGGCCGUGAACGGGCUUCGGCUAGGAUUGAAGGAAACCCAGAACAUGGCCUGGUCCAAGCCCAGAAACGUACAGAUCCUGAAUAUGGUGACAAGGCAAGGAGCACUCUGGGCUAACACUCUGGGGUCUCUGGCUUUGCUCUAUAGUGCGUUUGGCGUUGUCAUUGAGAAAACACGAGGGGCAGAAGACGACCUCAACACGGUAGCGGCCGGAACCAUGACGGGCAUGUUGUACAAAUGCACAGGUGGUCUUCGAGGGGUCGCGCGAGGUGGUCUGGCAGGACUCACCCUUACCAGUCUCUAUGCACUGUAUAACAACUGGGAGCACAUGAAAGGCUCCUUGCUCCAGCAGUCGCUCUGAGGACACGGCCAACUCCGAGGAGGACGCCUCAGUCAUCAGUCUGGAGCUGUUUCGUCUUCUGCCUACAAUUAUUUUUAAAAAAUUGGAGAUUUUGACUUGCUGCAAUCAAGAUCAUGGAUGGCUGACCAAGACUGCCACGCCUCCUUGCCUUUAGUUGAAGCCAGAACCCUGCAGUGGGUGUGGCCAAGUGAUGUUGGGUCUUUUCCUCCUUUGGAGAAGACGUUGCACCUAGCCUCUCUUCCCCUUCAGCUGGAAAACCACUUACUCCCACUAUCCAGGUCCUGAGUGCUUGUAAUGCCGUACCGUUUGUUCACUUGAGGGAGCCGAAACUCUUCCUAACGCCCUAGACCCCAAUAGAGGGUGAAAACAGGACCAGAGGUAGCAGCUUCAACACUGGGUGUUUCCAUUUUAAACCAUGUAUCUGACUGUAAUGUAAAAGUUACUCUUGGUUUUUCUGCCCCUGCAGACUAAAACAUUUUUUUUCUUUCUUUCUUGUGGUGAAAUGAAGGGCUACUGGUGAUCAUCGCAGGUGGAGUGAGAUUUCCCUCCAAAGGGGCUGACACUAAACCUCACCAUGUUCCAGGUCAACCAUUAAAGUAGUGGACUAGUCUGCCCAACA
Molecule: messenger RNA, 1426 nt
Organism: Ochotona curzoniae (black-lipped pika)
Lineage: Eukaryota; Metazoa; Chordata; Mammalia; Lagomorpha; Ochotonidae
Product: mitochondrial import inner membrane translocase subunit Tim23
Exons: 7
Coding region: 1-807 (268 amino acids)
Biological process (GO): protein import into mitochondrial matrix
Cellular component (GO): mitochondrial inner membrane; TIM23 mitochondrial import inner membrane translocase complex
Molecular function (GO): transmembrane protein transporter activity
Source: RefSeq, a predicted model, not a curated record